UUUUGUAUUGCUUUAAAGUUACAUUAAAAAUGAAUAAGUUCUUAAGUACUCAUUAUCUUAUUUUUUCUCUAGGGAACCAACGUUGUUCUUAUGUUGGCAUCUGCAUUAAAAGACAAGACUUACUUUAAAAAACCAGAUGAGUUUUAUCCUCAACACUUUCUUGGCGCUGAAGGAAAUUUUGUGAAAAAUGAAGCAUUUAUGCCUUUUUUAGCAGGACGAAGAGUUUGUGCUGGGGAAAAUCUAGCCAGAAUGGAGCUUUUCCUUUUCUUCACAAGACUGCUGCAAAAAUUCACAUUCCAACCACCUCCAGGUGAUUUGGAUGUUGAGCUCACCCCAACAGAAGGGUUUACCAGAGGGCCAAAGCCGUAUCAGUUAUGCGCUUUGCCAUGUACUUAGAAUUUGUUAACAAUUAGCAAGUUUGUAAUCAUUUUGUAAAAAUGCAUACACAUUAAGGGCUAGAUUACAAGUGGAGAGCUAAUUUAAUGUACGCCCGUAACGGGGCAAAUUUGACUGUUUACGGGCACACGUUAAAUAACUAACCAGACCUCUGGUUAAUUAAAUA
Messenger RNA from Bombina bombina (fire-bellied toad), 562 nucleotides. RefSeq names its product cytochrome P450 2K6-like. NCBI's taxonomy places the organism in Eukaryota, Metazoa, Chordata, Amphibia, Anura, Bombinatoridae. The coding region runs from base 91 to 396 and encodes 101 amino acids. Gene Ontology annotation, cellular component: intracellular membrane-bounded organelle; cytoplasm. The transcript has 2 exons. Gene Ontology annotation, molecular function: oxidoreductase activity, acting on paired donors, with incorporation or reduction of molecular oxygen, reduced flavin or flavoprotein as one donor, and incorporation of one atom of oxygen; iron ion binding; heme binding. The record is from RefSeq and is a predicted model, not a curated record. Gene Ontology annotation, biological process: xenobiotic metabolic process.